This is a messenger RNA of Spirodela intermedia, 2875 nucleotides long. The record is from the annotation of a GenBank genome assembly. NCBI's taxonomy places the organism in Eukaryota, Viridiplantae, Streptophyta, Magnoliopsida, Alismatales, Araceae.
AUGAAGGGCCUGAGCCGACUCGUCCACUCUCCCUUCGUCACCGACCGAAACCCUCGCGCACCUUCUCCACCGAAGGGAAGGCCGCGUCCGACCCGCGCCUCCUUCCCGGCCAAAGCCGCCGCCGCCGCUUCUCCUUCUGCCUCCCGAUACCCAUCUCUCUCCGCCCAGUAUGAGCCCGGUGAAAAGCCGGUGGUCGUCGUUGGGUCCGCCAAUGCCGACAUCUACGUGGAGGUGGACCGCUUGCCGGCUGUUGGGGAGACGAUCUCCGCUCGGACGGGGCAGACCCUCGCCGGCGGCAAGGGCGCCAACCAGGCCUGCUGCGGCGGCAAGCUCGCGCAUCCCACGUACUUCGUUGGCCAGGUCGGCGAAGACGCCCACGGGAGAUUGAUCGAGGAGGCGCUGGAGAGCGGCGGAGUUCUUCUCGGGCAUCUCACGCGGGUCCCCGCGGCGCCCACUGGACAUGCCGUGGUGAUGCUCCAGCCGGACGGGCAGAACUCCAUCAUCAUCGUCGGCGGCGCGAAUGUGAGCGGAUGGCCAGAAAGGCUGUCGGAGGAGGACCUGGAGGUGGUGAGGAAGGCGGGGGUACUGCUUCUGCAGAGAGAGAUCCCGGACCGGGUCAAUAUCCAGGUCGCCGAGGUACUUCUUACCCUACUUCCUUACGAUUCCCCUUUGACUUUCUCUGGGAUACAUCUGUUGGACAUUGCCGCGAUUCGAGGACGGGGCUGGUGGAUCCUUCCGGACUCGAUUAGUAGACAGAAAGUUUUGAUCGAAGAAAGUUUUUCUCUGCCGGUUUCAUUGUCUGGUGGCUUUUUAUAUUGACCUUAGGUUUCUCCAAAUCUUGAUGAUGUUCAAUGGCAAUUGGAUAAAGGCCCCGCUAUUCGUUGACCUCAAUUACGGCCAUUGAAAUUGAUUUAAAAUGGCUUCUAUAAUUCGCCUGGCGUUUGCAUCGGAGAUGUGCUGAUCAGCCCUGAUUACUCUGCUCCUGUAGUCAGAGGGCAUGAGGUCUAUCGAUUCUAUUUCAACCUUAGCUUUUCUUUUAAAGACUGAACGUUUCCAAUCUUCUUUUCUUCAUAAAUCUUCUUCUUUUUUUUUUCUCAUGCCAGUUUCAGUACUCUGCUCAUCUCUUGUUGCGUCAGUCCUGUUUAUCUCCUGUCUACUCCUCUCAGCUGUCCUGAAGUGAAGGAUGUCUUAACAACCAGGUAUAGGCAUCGUUGACCUAAGGUUUGAUGGCCGUCAGUUUAGUGCACAGCUGAAGGAUCAAUUUACUGAAGUAGGGGACUGACCUAUGCAGCCUCCUCCUAGGCUUCUUUUCCGACUUCAUUUCAUGCGUUUUCGGCUUAAUGAAUUCCCGAUACCUGGAUGGCACUGUUGCCAAGCCUAUGUCUGCUUGUGAGUGAUUUCGCUCGAUGCCUAGCCAGCCUCCUUCCAACAGAAAUGGGAAAAUAUCGAGAGACAGCCAUCGAGGAAGAUAAUAUCAUAAUGCCCUCAAGUAGAAAAGCGAUUUGAAAUGAUUAAGUACGCAAUAGCUGAAGAGGCUGGGGACAUUGAUGUGCCCAUUUGAUUGCAAUAAGAUAUUUUAGGGCUCAUCAAAACUGAUUCAUCACUGAAAAACACUAAGAGUAAAAUUGGCUACAUUUUGAAUGAUUUCAUGCCAAAAAAAACAACAGGGCACUGUAUAAAGCCCUUAGUUUAGUCUUUAUUUCUUAUGGCGUCAUAAUCCUCCAUCUGUGAUUCUUCGUCCUGUCUAAAUCUGAGACCUGAUUGUUUUCAGGCUGCGCAAGGUGCUGGCGUCCCAGUAAUUCUGGACGCUGGGGGGAUGGAGGGACCUAUUCCGCUGGAACUGCUAAAACUUGUGGAUAUAUUUAGCCCUAAUGAGACAGAGCUGGCAAGGUUGACUGGGCUGCCGACGGAGACCUUUGAGCAAAUAAGUCAGGCUGUCCGCAGGUGCCACGAAAUGGUAAAUAUGGACUUGAAUGGAAUAUCUUUGGACUUUUUCUGUGUCACACAUUGACUAGGCCGUCUUAACUGGUGCUAGGAGACACUGAAAGACUUAACUGUUGCCUUUUCUGUCCGGACAGCAUUUUUUUUUUUCAUGUAGAGUAGUAUUUCUGCAUACAAAAUUAACGCUUAUUUCAUUUUAUUUCAAAAAAUUGUAUCUCCUCAGACUACUCACCUUCAACACCCAUAAAUCUUUGUGACUUAUCGGAAGCUAUGUCUUCAGAAAAAUCGCAUAUAUCUUGAUAUCCUGUGGAAAAACCAGAGCAGGGGCAUCAAGAAACCAUAUCCCUCAAAAAAAUUCACGGUCCACAGCAUCAAUAAGCCAGGAGGAUCCCACAGAAUGCAAGAAAUUCUUGUAGAUCAAUCCAUUUUUUUUCAGCACAGUUACUCUCCCAGUUGUAGUUAUACAGUGAGUCUCUGAGAAUCUGACUGCAGCUGUGUUUUGCCCGAUUGAUGAUUCCAGGGCGUUAAGAAAGUCCUGGUGAAGCUUGGCUCGAAAGGCUCGGCUUUAUUUGUGGAAGGGAAAGAGCCGAUCAGGCAGCCCAUCAUUGAGGCUUCUAGGGUCCUUGAUACGACAGGCGCCGGCGACACCUUCACUGCCGCCUUUGGUGUGGCACUUGUGGAGGGAAAGACCAUGGAGGAAUGCCUAAGAUUCGCUGGUGCUAAACAUUUUUGUCCCCCCUAAAUAAUUUUCCUCCUAAAAGCAAACAACUCCCCUCCCCUCCUCCCCCCUCCACCCAUCUUCUAUUCCUUAUUUAUGAAUUGAUUUUGCUCCUCAACUGCAGCGGCAGCAGCCUCUCUUUGCAUUCAAGUGAAAGGGGCCAUCCCCAGUAUGCCGGAGAGGAGCGCAGUCACAAAGCUUCUUCAGUCUCCCUGA